Messenger RNA from Nycticebus coucang (slow loris), 5916 nucleotides. It is a transcript of the gene BTBD8, whose product is annotated as BTB domain containing 8. Gene Ontology annotation, molecular function: protein binding. Lineage: Eukaryota; Metazoa; Chordata; Mammalia; Primates; Lorisidae. Bases 168 to 5522 code for a protein of 1784 amino acids. The record is from RefSeq and is a predicted model, not a curated record. Gene Ontology annotation, cellular component: synaptic vesicle; neuron projection terminus. The transcript is spliced from 18 exons.
CUCUAAGGGACCGUCUACAAACUGACGAGAGGCGUCAACCUUUUCCCUUAGGGGCGGAUUCGUGAAGCAGCGGAGCGCACGAUCGGAAACGCCCCCUCCUUCCGCCUGGGCGGGGCAAGUGAGGCGGAGUCCUGGGCCUGCGGGGCGCCGCCGCGCCUUUGUGGGCUAUGGCCCGCUGUGGGGAGGACGGUGCGGCCGGCGUGGUGCUUGUGGGGUCCCCUGGAGUUUGCAGUAGAGGGUUGCAAAGGAAGGGGCCCUGUGAGCGGCGCCGGCUGAAGGCGUUGGUGUCGGAGCAGCUCAGCCAGGACCUGCUCAGGCUUCUAAAGGAAGAACUCCAUACAGAUGUUACUUUCUCUAUAGGCCGUACUUUGUUCAAAGCACACAAAGCAGUCCUUUUAGCAAGGGUUCCUGAAUUCUGUUUUCAUACUAUUGGACAGACAUCAAAUAAUUUAACAAAUCAGGAGCCUGUUGCUGUGGAGAAUGUUGAAACUGCAGAAUUUAGAACAUUUUUGCAGAAUGUAUAUUCAUCAAACAAAAACAUGAAGUUUGAAGAGGAAAUUAUUAGGAAAAAGAUAACGGAGAGUGAGAUAUCACAAAAGAAACUUGACCUCAGUUUUCCAAAGUGUAAAAAAUCAUCUGAUGCUUCUCUUCAGAAGCAUGGAAUUCCAGAGGAUAUCACUGAUACAGAUGACAAUUUAAUUUCCAAUGAUAACUGUCAUUUGGAAGCUGCAUCUGAAUUAGGAGAAGAUUUAUUAAAGCUUUAUAUGAAACCUUGUUGCCCAGAUACUGAUAUUUUUGUUGAUGGAAAAUGUUUUAAAGCUCACAGGGCCAUUUUAAGUGCCAGAUCUUGUUAUUUUGCUGCAAUGCUGAGUGGCUGUUGGGCUGAAAGCUCUCGAGAGUAUGUUAUUCUUCAAGGUAUAAACCAUUUAGAAAUGAAUGUUAUGAUGCAUUUUAUAUAUGGAGGAACUUUGGACUUUCCAGAGAAAGCUAAUGUUGGUCAGAUACUCAAUAUGGCUGAUAUGUAUGGACUAGAAGGAUUAAAAGAAGUAGCAGUUUAUAUUUUAAGAAGAGAUUACUGUAAUUUCUUUCAGAAGCCUGUUUCCAAAACAUUGGUGUCUAUACUAGAAUGCCUGAUUAUUGCUCAUUCAGUUGGAGUGGAAAGUCUUUUUGCUGACUGCAUGAAGUGGAUUAUAAAGCAUUUUGCAAGGUUUUGGUCUGAGAGAAGCUUUGCAAAUAUACCCCCUGAGAUUCAGAAAAGUUGUCUUAUAAUGUUGAUUCAGUCCUUAAGUGAUAAGAACGCUGCUUUUGUUCUGAUGGAAAGUGACAGGCUGAUCAUGAGUUUACCCAGCGUGAAGUGGACAGAAGCAGCACUGACUAUGGCAUCUCAGCUCCAAGAAGAAUGUAUUACAUUUAUUGUAGAAAACUUCUCCAAGAUUAUUCAGAGUGAAAAUUUUACUCUUUUCUUACAGUCACAAGCAAUGAGCAGCACAGCUGAUCUGUUGGACAAAAUUUUAAAAGCAAUUGAAGAAAACAUUACCACUGAAAAUAGUUGCUCUCUUCUUAUGGCUCUGGACACAUUACUGAACUCUGAUAGUACAAAGGAAAUGGGUUUUACGUGCAAGAUCCAGGCUCUGCGUGAUAAGCUGUGGAUCUUCCUGGUUCAGUCUUUUUAUGCUGUUCGUCACACAGAAAGCUGGAAGCUCAUGAGCACAGAUGAUCAACAGAAAAUCCAAGCAGCUGCAUUUGACAAAGGUGAUGACCGAAGACUUGGCAAAAAGCCUAUAUUCAGUAGCUCCCAGCAAAGGAGACAAGUUUCUGAUUCUGGUGCUAUAAAAAACAAAUCUUGGAGGGGAAAUAACAAGAAAGAGUGUUGGCGUUAUCUCUCUACUAAUAAUCAAAAGAUGAAAUCUGAUGGAUUAGGAGCAUCUGGACAUUCAUCAAGUACUAGUAUAAGUAAAACUUUGACACAGGAUGCUUUAAAGGAAAAGGAUGGUACAAAAAUAGCAGCUAAAGUUACAAAAGAAUUAAAAACUGGGGGAAAAAAUGUCUCUGGAAAGCCCAAAUCUGUGAUAAAACCCAAAACAGAAAACAAUGGUAACACAAGAUGGGAAAACAUGUCACCUAAACAAGUUGUGGGAAGAUCAGCAAUGGCAGCAGCAACUGGACAGAAAACUUCAUUAAAUGGAAAAGGAGUGAGAAACCAGGAAGGGCACGCUACAGGUGCCAGACCCAAGGUACUCGCUGGAAACUUAAAUGUGCAACCCAAAUCAAAGCCUUUGAAGAAAGUGACAGGGAAAGACUCUCCAUGCCUGAGCUUCACGGGACCCUCCAGCAUAUCUACAAAUUCAAGUAUGGAACUAUCGAUUUCCACCGAAUGUUUGGAUGAACCAGAAGAAAAUGAAUCAAUGGAAGAAGAAAAGCCUUCUGGUCACAAACUAUCCGUUUGUAAUUCACCAGGACAAACAGUGAAAAACAGUAUAGACAGUGUCAAAACCUCCACUGUAGCAGUAAAAUCUCAAGCUAUUUCAAGAGUUACUAAUGGAACUUCCAAUAAAAAACGUAUUCAUGACCAAGAUUCUAAUACGAGUAACAGUGUACUAAAGAAAGUCAGCGCCAAAGGAUGUGGUGAUCCAGUGCCACAGGCAAUUUUGAAGAAAAGGGGAAGUGGUAAUGGAUGUGCUACAACUCAGCAGAGGACAAAGAAUACCUCAUCUAAUCUUGCUAAAGCUCAAGGAACCUAUGGAGAGUCAUCAAAUUCAGUAAAAUCUUCAGUAUCUUCAAGGCAGUCUGAUGAAAAUGUGACAAAGUUGGACCACAAUACAACUAUAGAUAAACAAACACCUAAGAGAAAAACUGUCAAGCAAGAACACACAACUUUGUCUAAGCUUACUGCAAAAAUAGUGGCAGUACCUAAAAACCUAAAUCAGUCGAAGAAAGGUGAAACUUUGAAUAAUAAAGAUUCAAAACAGAAAAUGCUUCCUGGACAGCUUAUAGUAAAAACUCAGCCUUCUCAAAGACCUUCAAAAAGCGAAAAAUCUAGUGUCCAAAAAAGUAUGCUUCAUGAUAUACAUGCCAACAAUAAGGAUAAUAUUUCUGAACAGAAUCCUCACAAGAAUCUAAUUAAUCUCACAUCUGAAAUCAAUGAUGCAGAAGCAGUCCAGUCAUCACGGAGACCAGACGCACAAAAGCCAUUAAACAAUCAAGAGAAAGAGAAGCUGGUAUUAGAAUGCCAAAAUAUUUCAAAGCUGGAUAAAUCAUUAAAACAUGAACUAGAAUCAAAACAGAUUUGUUUAAAUAAAAGUGAAACAAAAUUUCCUAAUCACAAGGAAACAGAUCAUUGCAGUGCAGCUAACAUACAUUGUCUUUCUGAUGGGAGUGAUUGUAUAGAUGCAAAAUUUCAUAGCACUACUGCCCCAAAACCCAUGAUUUCAAAUCCAAAUGAAAACUCCUUGAACUCUAAUCCAAUUUGUGAUUUAGACUCAACAAAUUCACGACAAAUCCGUAUAAUAUCAGACAGGGAGAACCAAAUAGAGAGAAAAGAUACAAACAAAAAAUCAAGCAUUAAAUGUGUGAAAGAUGAGUCAUGUUGUGCUCCUGAAAAGACAAAUGUAACCUUAAAUUCUGUUCAAAAUGACAGAAAAUCUACAAUUAAUGUAGAAGAAAUGACAAUUCCUAGUCAGUUGCCUGAUGAUUCUGCUAUGAAUGAAGACAGACUUGCUGCAGCAGGCUCAGAUAUUUCCUCCAAAUGUGUUUUUGGACACCUAUCAGGAAAAAAUUCUCCUAAAAAUAUGGAAACAUCGGAAUCCCCAGAAAGCCAUGAAACUCCAUAUGUGGGUCCCUGGAAUUUGAAUACCAGUGUUCUGCUUCAGAGAGAGAGUCCUGAAUCUGACACCGGCAGUGCUACCACAUCGUCUGAUGACAUAAAGCCCAGAUCUGAAGACUAUGAUGCUGGGGGGUCUCAGGAUGAUGAUGGGUCAAAUGACAGAGGUAUUUCCAAAUGUGGCACUAUGCUGUGCCAUGAUUUUCUUGGAAGAAGUAGCAGUGAUACUAGUACUCCUGAAGAAUUAAAAAUUUAUGAUAGUAACUUAAGAAUUGAAGUAAAAAUGAAAAAACAAAGUAGUAGUGAUCUUUUCCAAGUUAAUUCGACAAGCGAUGAUGAGAUUCCUAGAAAAAAGUCAGAAAUCUGGUCUCGAUCUGCAAUAGCCCACCCUAGAGAAAAGGAAAAUAUUCCACGAGGCAGUGUCCAGUUUGCUCAGGAAAUAGAUCAGAUUUCUUCUUCGGCAGAUGAAACAGAAGAUGAGAGGUCUGAAGCUGAAAAUGUUGCAGAAAAUUUCUCGCUAUCUAAACCAGUUCCUCAGCAGUUUCAGGGAAUCAUUAAUUUAGCUUUUGAAGAUGCAACUGAAAAUGAAAGUCGUGAGUUUUCUGCAACUAAAAAGUUUAAAAGGUCAGUUUUACUUUCAGUAGAUGAAUGUGAAGAACUGGGAUCUGAUGAAGGAGAAGUCCAUACCCCCUUUCAGCCUUCUAAAGAUUCUUUUUCACCUUCUGAUGUUUUUGAUGGCAUUUCUCAGGAACAUCACGGGAGGACCUGCUAUUCCAGAUUCUCGCAAGAAAGUGAAGAUAGUGUUUUAGAAUAUAAGCAACAAGAUAAAGGUAAUAGCGUAUAUAAAAAUGAAAGCACUCUCUUGAAUCUUAGUAGCACUGACUCUUCGAGAAAAGAUAAACAGAGCAUUUCAGCCACAGGAAAAAAGAACACAAUAGAUGUCCUGUCCAACAGAGGUAGACACCUUCUUCCAGAAGAUAAAAAAUUAAACAGUGGAAGCAGUGUGCAUAAUGACUUACAGCAAUGCAGCAAACUCUUGGAUGGUGACAUAAAAUCUCAAGAAAGACCAUGUCAUUUGGAGCUUCAUCAGAGAGAACCCAAUUCUGACAUACCAAAGAACAGCUGUAUGAAAUCUCUUGACUCCUUUUGGAGUCAAGUUCUGCCUCAGGAAGGUCAAGUGAAAGAGAGCCAUUCUACAGCUACUGAAAAAGCUAAAAUUGCUUUAUCUGCAGGAGACAUAAGUGAUUGUGACACACUGGCACAAACCUGCAAAUAUGACCACCGGCCUUCAAAAACCCUCUCUCCAAUAUAUGAGAUGGAUGUAAUAGAAGCAUUUGAGCAGAAAAUGGAAUCAGAAACACACGUUACAGAUAUGGAUUGUGAAGAUGAUCAAUACUUUGCAAAACAAGAUUGGACACUAUUAAAGCAGCUGCUCUCAGAACAGAAUGCAAACUUAGACAUUACAAACUCUGUUCCUGAAGACUUAAAUUUAGCACAGUAUCUCAUCAAUCAGACACUACUUUUAGCACGGGACAGCUCAAAACCUCAGGGUAUAGCACAUAUUGACACUUUGAACAGAUGGAGCGAACUAACAUCUCCAUUCGAAGACUCCUCAGCGAGCAUUACUAUGGCAAGUUUUUCCUCUGAAGAUUGUUCACCUCAAGGGGAAUGGACAAUUCUGGAACUGGAAACUCAGCAUUAAGAGUAUUAACACUUUGGAAAAUUUAAAACUCUGCCACCUCUUUAUUUUUUUGAUGCUUAUAUUACUAUCUAAAUGAUAAUUGUAUUAGCCAGAAAAAACAGACUGUCCCUAGUAUUGAGAGAGUCUUUCCAAUUUAAUAAAAUAAUAAACAAUUUAUUUAUUAAUUAAAUAAUGUCACAUGUAGAAAAAAGUUUUUUCUAAAAUUUUUGAGCAUGGUUUUUAUGAUUAUUAGAGAAAUUAGAAGACUUAUAAGGAAACCCUUGCUUUAGUUUUCCUUUCCUGUUUGUUCAAUUGUUUAUUAUUCAAGAAUUUAAAUGUGAAUGCACAAGUCGAUCAGUUCUGCAAAUGGUAACAUAGUAAUCUAACAAUAAAAAACUUACUGUGCUUGUGUCCA